CCAUCUCAGAGAUCGAUCUUCAUCUGGUUCUCUCUUGCUGCCUAUCUCAGAGAUCGAUCUUCAUCUGGUUCUCUCUUGCUGCCUAUCAAGUCGUCAAACUAGACCAUCAGUGAUCUUCAUCUGUUUUCAAGAAAAAUGAUCUCUUUGCUUAUUUUGUUCUCUCUUAUCCAUAUACAAGGAGUCAACACAAUAGAGUUAUGGGAACUAUUCAUUGAGCAUUUGGAAAAAGAAGUGAAAAAUAGAAAAAAACUAUUUUCUAUUUUCAGUGAUUUGGAAAAACUCUAUAAGUGUCUAAAAUGUGGUUAUCAAGAAUCUUCCCCCAGUCAAAAAAGCCUGCUUAAUGCAUCUACUAAGCAAUUUGGGUUAGGUGUCUUUGAAGAAUUCAUUACAACAGGGUUAUUGAUAAACAAAUAUAGAAUCAAAAUUAAUGAAGAAAAAUACCAUCAAGAUGUGUGUGAUAUGAUUGUGAAAAUAUCGGAAAAUUUCAUAUCUUCUAGAAAUAGGAAUAAUACUGAUUCUGAUAGUCUUAGUGAUGGUGAAUGUGAUGCUGAUGUUGUGAUGAGUGAUGCAGAGUCAGAUUGUGAAUCAAUUUUUAAAAAAAAAAGAAUCAAAGAAAACAAAUGAACAAGCACUAAUUCAAUCUUUCAUGAUUAGGGAAGCAUCAAAACAGGAAAUACUAUCUUGCAAGAGUGAUAGUAUUAAUAAGGGGGGGUUUCUAGUUAAAGUAGAGAUAACAGAUGUCAAUGAUUUGAAAAAUGUUGAUGAAUCAUCUAGAUGGAGAAAAGUUAGCAGGAAAGUGGUAUUCGUUGCAAAAAAUAAAACUGAUGAAAAGUAUGUAAAAAAAAUGAUGCAUUGCAAAUAUUCUUGAAAGAAUUAUCAAAAGCAAAAAAUGUUGUUAAGGAAACUUGCAGAAUCAACUCUUUCAACAGCAAUGUGUCUAACUGAAUACAUUUUGCAAUUGGGAAUACAUUAUGCUUUAGAUACUUGAAAAUAGUUAGAAAAAAAAAUAUUUAGCAUACUACUUAACAGUUUCAAUAAUUAACCCUUAAUUCAUUUGAUAUUCUAUUUUCUAGAUGAGCAGCAAUUCUCCAAUAUUUAGAGGGGGCAGGAGAAAAAGAGGAAGAAUUAAAGUUACUGCUAAUGAUUUUACUGAAUUGGAGAGUGCUUUCAAUAAUACAUUAAAAACUUACUAUUACAAAAAUGAAAAAUACAAAGAUAUCUGUAAACUAUUGGCUGGUAUUAAAUUGAGAAUUGUGAUGUUAUUACUAUCUCUUCUGAAUCAUCAUCUAGCUCUAAAGAUCAAUAUUCUUGUAGAAUGUACUUAUAAGAAAAAAUCACUCCUUCAAGAAUUUGAUUAUCAAGAUCGUUCUUUUAAAACUGGGAACAUUACUAUUCUGAAGUCUUCAAAUUUGGAAAAUGUUUUGAAAAAUGUAACAAAAAAGAUUUGUAAUGAAGAAUCUAUAUAUCAAGGAUAUCAAUCUGGUUGGGCACUCUCAAAAAUUGAUGGUGUACUUAUCAGAGUAAGCAAAUAUAAACCUCUUAAAGGUAGAUCUUACAUUAAACUUCCUAAUAGAAUAGAAAAGAAACAUGCUAUAAUCAAUUGUAAGAAUAGUGAUAACAAAUGUUUCAUGUGGGCUAUUCUCUCUUAUUAUGUUAAGAUAAAACCUGAAAGAUUAUCUUAUCAUCAUAGAAAACUAGUAUCAAAAUUUGAUUUUAGAGGAAUAUCUUUCCCAACACCAAUUAAAGAUAUUAAAGUUUUUGAAAGAAACAAUCAGUUUGUAUCAAUUAAUGUUUAUUCUUUAGAUGAUAAAGAUGAAAUAUUUCCAUUGAGAAUAUGUGAUAAGGAAAGAAGAGACCACUUUGAUUUGUUGUUAUUACAAGAGAAUGGGGAAUAUCAUUAUUGUUUAAUUAAAAACUUAUCAAGACUUGUUUCCAAUCAAAUGAGGAAGGAUAGUAGAAAAUUAUUCAUUUGUAGAAGAUGUUUUUCAUACUUCGAUAAAAGAGGAGAGAAAAAAUUCAAAACUCAUCAAAGAUUAUGUCAGAAAAAAAAGUUACAAAAAUUGUAAUGCCAGAAAUAAAUCACAACAGUAAUACUGAACCUAUACUUAAAUUCAAGAAUUAUCAAAAUCAAUUCAAAGUUCCAAUGGUAGUGUAUGCUGAUUUCGAAUGUUUACUAAUACCCUACAUGUCCUGUACACCAUCAAAUUCUAAAAGUUACACUAUUAAAACUCACAAACAUCAACCAUUCAGUUUUUGUUGCUAUUUAGUUAUUGAUGAAGAUGUUCCUGAAAAGAUAAAAUCGAAACUUCCAUUGCAACCUUAUCUAUAUAGAGGGGAAAAUGUAGCAAACCAUUUCAUGAUAUACAUUAGAAAUUUGACAAAUAAGAUUGGAAAACUAUUACAAGAGAAUGUUAAGAUAAAUUUUACCAGUGUAGAUAGAGAAAAUUUCAAAAAAGAAAGAUUUUGUGAAAUGUGUAAUGUACAGUUUACUAUGAUGAAUAAAGCAGUACGUGAUCACUGUCAUAUGACUGGAAAAUACAGAGCAGCCUUAUGUAAUACUUGUAACCUGCUUCGACAAAAACAAAGAUAUAUUCCAAUCUAUCUACAUAAUGGAACAAAUUAUGAUAAUAAUUUUAUCAUACAUGAAUUAGGGGUAGAUAAUCACCUUAUCAAUAUUAUCCCCAAUUCAAGUGAAAAAUACAUUUCUUUCACCAAACAAACUAGGAGUGGGAUAUCAAUCAGAUUCAUUGAUACAUUGAAAUUUAUGAAUACUUCACUUGAUAAACUAGUGAAGAUCCUUCCAAAAGACAAAUUCCAUCAUAUAAGAAAGAAUUUCCCUCAAAUAAAUUUGGAUUUGGUCACCCGUAAAGGAGUUUUUCCAUAUGAAUAUCUAGAUGAUUUAGAAAAAAUGAAUGAAACAAAACUACCUUAUAUAUCUAAAUUCUAUGAUAGCUUGAAUAAAAAACAAAUUACCUUCCAAGAUUAUAUACAUGCUCAUAAAGUAUGGCAAUCAUUCAAAAUUCAAACAUUAGGAGAAUAUAGUGAUCUAUAUCUAAAAUUAGAUGUAAUUUUGUUAUGUGAUGUUUUUGAGAAUUUCCAUAAAGUUUGUUUAAACUCUUAUAAUUUAGAUUGUGCCCAUUACUAUACUCUUCCAGGAUUCAGUUUUGAUGCUAUGCUUUCUUAUACUAAAAUUGAAUUGGAACUUUUAACAGAUUAUGAAAUGUAUUUACUAUUUGAAGAAGGAAUACGUGGAGGAAUUUCAGUUUGCAUGAAGAGACAUGCGAUAGCAAAUAAUCCACUGAUACCAGAUCUUUAUGAUAAGUAUAGAGAUAGGUCAUAUUUGGUUUAUUUAGUUGCAAAUAAUUUAUAUGGUUAUGCUCUAUCAUGUCAAUUACAAUGUUCAAAUUUUAGAUGGUAGACUUCAAAAGAGAUUGACAAAUUCAAAAUAGAAAAUGUAACUAAUGAAUAAAACAUAGGAUAUAUCCUAGAAGUAGAUGUUGAAUAUCCAAAAGAAUUGCAUGAUGAUCAUAAUUGUCUUCCAUUUCUGCCAGAGAAUAAACCUCCACCAAAUUCUAAAGAAAAUAAAUUAUUACUUACUCUUGAGAACAAAGAAAACUAUGUUUGUCAUUAUUUGAAUUUGAAACAGGCAAUCAGUCAUGGACUAGUUUUAAAAAAAAUCCAUAGGAUAUUACAAUUCAAUCAAUCACAGUGAAUGAAAUCAUAUAUAGACUUUAACACUACCCAUAGACAAGAAGCAAAAAAUCAGUUUGAACAUGACUUCUAUAAAUUAUUAAAUAAUUCGGUCUUUGGAAAAUGUAUGGAAAAUUUGAGAAAAAGAAUAAACAUUUCAUUAGUAUCCUGUCCUAAGAAAAUGCAAAAAUUAAUAAAUAAUACCACAUUCAAAGAUAGGAUAAUUUAUUCUGAAAAUCUG
Messenger RNA from Nilaparvata lugens (brown planthopper), 3931 nucleotides. RefSeq lists its product as uncharacterized. The record is from RefSeq and is a predicted model, not a curated record. NCBI's taxonomy places the organism in Eukaryota, Metazoa, Arthropoda, Insecta, Hemiptera, Delphacidae. The transcript is spliced from 2 exons. Bases 1074 to 2066 code for a protein of 330 amino acids.